UACCACCCCCCACCCACCGCCACCACCGCCACCACCCCCACCUACCACCAUGCCGCUUGUUAUCCGCCUCAAGCCGCCGCAUGUGUCUGCCAUUGCCGGCGUGUUCUUUGGCAUUGGCUGGGGCCUCUUCAUCGACUCGGUGGCGUACUCGAACCAUGUCCACAACAACGUCGACAUUGUCUUUGGCUUCUGGAUGCCGGGCAUUGCUGCCACUCUAUUCCUUCUCAUGAUGAUGCCCAUCUCGUCAAAGGCCAUCGGGAACACAGACGCGUUCUCGGGCGGCUCGCCGAUGGCGGCCCGACUGUGGAUGCUGGUGGCGUUUGUGCUCGGGCUGGGAAGCGUAAUGGCGGGCAUGGCGCUGAUGAUCACCCAGUACACGCAGCGGACAGACGGCAAGACGCCCAAGACCACCUGGCCAGGCUUCGCCAUGUUCCUCCAGUCGCUCUUCAUCUUUAUCGCCGGCAUCGUGUACCGGUUCGGCGGCGACGCCGUCGACGUCGCCCAGUACGACGGCUUUUAGGCGCGUCGGCGCGGGAAGGGAGAGGUAAACAGACAGCACCGGCAA
Molecule: messenger RNA, 565 nt
Organism: Thecamonas trahens ATCC 50062
Lineage: Eukaryota; Apusomonadida; Apusomonadidae
Exons: 2
Coding region: 50-520 (156 amino acids)
Biological process (GO): protein targeting to vacuole; late endosome to vacuole transport via multivesicular body sorting pathway
Source: RefSeq, a predicted model, not a curated record